UUCGUGAAAAAGAUUACGGACGAAGUUCUGGCGGUGGCCGUUUGUGGCGCUGGUAUAUCAAGUAUCAACAGCUGUGCGGCGCUGGCAGCGAUCGUGAGUGUACGUGUUUAUCGGCCAAGUGUCAAAAAUGGCCUCGGCUUCGGUUCCUCUACUGAUGGAUGACGAUACCAUUGCUUUUGGUGAAGAAGAUGAAGUUAAUCAAUCUGGCAAACUCAAGCAUCCAUACGUCACGCUGUUUCAUUUGCUAUUCAGAGUUUCCGCCAUAGUUGUUUACAUGUUCUGUGGCUGGUUUUCUAAUAGUUUUAUAGCAAGUUUUGUCACUGUCGUUUUGUUGCUGUCCAUGGACUUUUGGACGGUUAAAAACAUAACUGGAAGAUUAAUGGUCGGCCUCAGAUGGUGGAACUACGUUGAUGAUAAUGGCAAAAGUCACUGGGUCUUUGAAUCAAGAAAGGGCUCUCAACAGAAUCGUAUAAACCCUUCAGAAUCACGAAUCUUUUGGCUGGCUCUCAUUCUCUGCCCCCUCCUCUGGUCCGUUUUCUUCAUUGUUGCUCUUCUCAGUAUCAAGUUCAAAUGGUUGCUUCUCGUGUGCAUCGCCAUCCUUCUGAGCGGUGCAAAUCUUUACGGAUAUGUCAAAUGCAAAAUGGGCAAUGAUCAGAACAUUUCAACAGCUACAAAAGAUUUCCUGCGUAAACAAGUGAUGCAAAACGUCAUGGCAUCGAUGAUGGCGAAGAGUCCGCCCACUACAACGCCGAGUCAACAAGCAAAUAUAAUUUAAAUUUGGAGCAUACUUUCCAUGAAUGUAAUAUAAUCCUUCCAAAGUCAUUACGUCAUUCCUCAACGCUAAUAUACGUGUGUAUAAAUAUUCUUAACUAUGUAAAUGUAAAUUGAACAUCGAUCUCUGUCGAUUAAAACACAAAAACUCGAUAA
Messenger RNA from Venturia canescens, 927 nucleotides. RefSeq lists its product as uncharacterized. Gene Ontology annotation, cellular component: Golgi membrane. The record is from RefSeq and is a predicted model, not a curated record. The transcript has 5 exons. NCBI's taxonomy places the organism in Eukaryota, Metazoa, Arthropoda, Insecta, Hymenoptera, Ichneumonidae. Gene Ontology annotation, biological process: vesicle-mediated transport; protein secretion. The coding region runs from base 128 to 775 and encodes 215 amino acids.